AAUAAAAAUGGACCAGGGCUGACACCUGGUUAUAAACACAGGAAGGAUUCCAAAGUAGUAAUCGCAAAUCGGCAGAAAAAAACCCAACCGGCAUCUUCAAGAAACGCAAUGACCUCCAGUAAAGUUGAACUGCCAGGAGAGGUGAAGAACGACCCGGCUGCGCUCAUGGCAUCUCUUCAUCUGGUGCCCUCACCGGUACCCAAUCCUGAAAUCAAGUACACUAAGAUUUUUAUUAAUAACGAAUGGCAUGAUUCUGUGAGCGGUAAGGUCUUCAGCACAUACAACCCGGCCACAGGGGAGAAGAUCUGCGAUGUCCAGGAAGCAGAUAAGGCUGAUGUGGACAAAGCCGUGAAGGCUGCGCGUUCGGCCUUCUCUCUGGGUUCAGUAUGGAGGAAGAUGGAUGCAUCUGAACGUGGGAAGCUGUUGUUCAAGCUAGCUGACCUGGUGGAAAGAGACAGAGCCUACCUUGCUACCCUGGAGUCUCUGGACACUGGGAAACCUUUCCUCUCCUCGUUCUUUGUGGACCUUCAGGGAACCAUUAAAACGUUUCGAUAUUUUGCUGGAUGGGCAGAUAAGAUCCACGGUUCCACGAUUCCAACUGAUGGAGAAUAUUUCACUCUUACCAGACAUGAGCCCAUUGGAGUUUGUGGACAGAUCGUUCCUUGGAACUUCCCCCUGGUGAUGACAGCAUGGAAAUUGGGGCCAGCGCUGAGCUGUGGGAACACUGUUGUCCUGAAACCUGCUGAGCAGACCCCUCUCACCUGCCUCUACAUUGGUGCUCUGAUCAAAGAGGCUGGGUUUCCACCGGGAGUCGUCAAUAUUUUGCCAGGCUACGGGCCAACCGCGGGAGCCGCGAUCGCUUCACACAUGGGCAUAGACAAAGUGGCGUUCACAGGAUCGACUGAGGUAGGCAAGCUGAUCCAAGAAGCAGCAGGAAAGAGCAAUCUGAAGAGAGUCACGCUAGAGCUUGGGGGAAAGAGUCCCAACAUCAUUUUUGCAGAUGCUGAUUGUAAGUAUUCAGACGCUGUUUUACGGCUGCCCUCCUGUUGUCCCGCUGCAACAGUUUGUGCACAGGUGAGUGUAGAGCAGCAGAGACGUGUACUGGAGCUGAUUCAGAGCGGCAUCACUGAGGGAGCUAAACUGGAGUGUGGCGGCAAAGCUCCCCUUUCUAAAGGCUUCUUUGUGGAGCCCACAGUCUUUUCUGAUGUACAGGACCACAUGCGCAUUGCCAAGGAGGAGAUAUUUGGGCCAGUUCAGCAGAUCAUGAAGUUUAAAACUAUUGAAGAAGUGAUUGAGAGAGCCAACAACACAGAAUAUGGUCUGGUAGCAGCGGUCUUCACCACAGACCUCAACAAGGCCAUGAAUGUCUCUGCAGCUCUGCAGGCCGGCACUGUCUGGAUCAACUGUUAUAAUGCCAUGAGCUGCCAGUGUCCUUUUGGAGGAUUCAAAAUGUCCGGCAAUGGUCGUGAACUGGGUGAGAUCGGACUGAAAGAGUAUACAGAGGUGAAAACCAUUACAAUGAAGAUGUCAGGGAAGAAAUCCUAAAGCACAAAUAUGUACGUUCCUAACAGCGGGAAGUCUUCCUUUGAGGUUAACCACUAGCCAUUAUCCUUUGGUUGUCUAUAGUGGUAGAACACCACACACAGUAACCACCCAUCACUUCUGCAUUGGAGCACCUCUUCUCCUGCAUCCUCAUAGGCUGCCCUUCAUCUCCAUCCCGCGUCCACUAGCAGCUCCACAUCCACGGCCACAAUUAACCGCCUACACCCAUUCCAGCUGUGACCUCCUUUCGCCGGCUCCACUAACCAUACUAAAGCACUCGGAGUCCUGGUGAAAGAGGGCUACGCUUUUGACCACUGCACCAGCAAUGUGCAGACACUAACAGACUACGACCACUCUCUCUGAUGAUCUCCCACGUCAAGUGUUUUUUUACACACCACAUGGCUAAAGGAGGUCUGAGGGGUACCAUUCUCAAACCUCAUAAUUAACUUGCCUUUCCACUGGGUAGAAAUCUAGUAGGCAUAUUAGUUUUUACUAAGACCACUGAAGCUCUCUAUCUCA
Sinocyclocheilus rhinocerous is the source of this 2061-nucleotide messenger RNA. RefSeq names its product retinal dehydrogenase 2-like. The record is from RefSeq and is a predicted model, not a curated record. Gene Ontology annotation, molecular function: oxidoreductase activity, acting on the aldehyde or oxo group of donors, NAD or NADP as acceptor. NCBI's taxonomy places the organism in Eukaryota, Metazoa, Chordata, Actinopteri, Cypriniformes, Cyprinidae. The transcript has 12 exons. Bases 109 to 1545 code for a protein of 478 amino acids.